AAAAGAAAGAAGCUAUUACUCAAACGAACGUCAGUUGUAUGUACGUCGCCACCCUGGUUUGGUUUCCUCUUAACCACGCCGUUGACAGCGACGAUGUUGUUCCCUAUUGGAGCUCCAAUGGAAGUUCGCUUAUUUCCUCCUUCCCCUCUUGACCAGGCCUGUUCCACUCCAACAUCGCGCGUUCCUAUUCAUCUUCCCCUGUGCUUCCUCUGCGCUCUAUAUACAGUCGCCAAGAGCGAGGGGAAGAACACGGGGCAGCAAUGGCAGGAGGUGGCGACGAGUCGGCGCCAACGUUGGAGUACACUCCCACAUGGAUUGUUGCUCUCGUCUGCAGUGUUAUUGUCCUCAUCUCCUUAAUCUUCGAGCGCCUGCUCCAUCGCCUCGGAAAGGUCCUCAAGAAGAAGAACCAGAAGCAUUUGUUCGACGCCCUUCAGAAAAUCAAAGAAGAGUUGAUGCUGUUGGGGUUCAUCUCGCUGCUGCUGGUGGUGUUCCAGGGGUCGAUUCAACGGAUAUGCGUCUCCGAGAGCCUCACGCACCAUUUACGUCCAUGCAAGAGGGAUGAUGAUGCAACUUCGACUGCCCACUAUUCCGUGAGCUCUUCCGGUGGGAUAGUCGGGGGUGGUCGUCGUCUGUUGGCCAGUGGAGGAGAUUCGACUUACUGUCAGAAGAAGGGAAAAGUUCCAUUACUAUCACUUGAGGCAAUCCAUGAGCUACAUAUUUUUAUCUUUGUUUUGGCCGUCAGUCAUGUAGUACUCAGUGCCAUCACUGUUGUUCUAGGACUUGCACAGAUGCGCACAUGGAGAAACUGGGAGGAUUUGGCUCAGAAUUCUCAAGGGAAUGCUCCCUUAAAGAUCAAUCAAGUGCAGCAAUUUGAAUUUAUUAGAAAGCGUUUCUCGGGCUUUGGAAAGGAUUCAUUCAUAUCAAGUUGGUUGCGUUCUUUUUUUAAGCAAUUCUAUGGAUCGAUCACCAAGACAGAUUAUACUACUAUGAGACUAGGAUUUAUCAUGACUCACUGUAAAGGUAAUCCUAAAUUCAACUUCUACAAAUAUAUGAUACGAGUCCUCGAAUCUGAUUUUAAGAAGGUGGUCGGUAUAAGUUGGUAUUUGUGGAUUUUUGUCAUGGUAUUCUUAGCAUUGAAUAUUGCUGGUUGGAAUGCAUAUUUUUGGAUAUCAUUUAUACCUCUAAUUCUUCUGCUUGCUGUUGGCACCAAAUUAGAACAUAUCAUUACUCAGUUGGCUCAUGAGGUUGCUGAGAAACAUUCUGCAAUAGCAGGUGACUUGGUGGUUACUCCUUCAGACCAUCUCUUCUGGUUUCACAGACCUAAAAUCGUCAUCUCCUUGAUUCACUUUAUCCUUUUCCAAAAUGCCUUCGAGAUUGCAUUUUUCUUCUGGAUAUUGACAACAUAUAGCUUCGAUUCAUGCAUCAUGGGGAAAAUAGGCUUCGUAAUCCCCCGAAUUGUGAUCAGUGUGUUGAUCCAGCUCCUCUGCGGCUACAGCACCCUUCCACUCUAUGCCAUUGUUACUCAGAUGGGGAACUCAUUCAAUAAGGUCAUAUUUGAUGAAAAUGUGCAAACAAAGCUAUUCGGUUGGGCUGAGGGGGUGAAGAAGAACGCCAAAGGUACGACAGUGAAAGGACACAAGAAGCCUGAUGAAUCUGAAGGUGUUCUGUUGCAGAAUGUAGUUGGCCAUGAAACUACUCCAGGAAGGAGAGGAAAUGAGAUUUCUGAAGUAUAGGCUUUUUGCUACACUGUAAACUGAGUGAACUGCUUGAAAUCAAUUCCUAUUGUUCAAUAGAUGAAUCCAUACGAAACGUUUGCCUUUUCUGUGUUGUGUAUCUGGGAUAAGUAUACG
Molecule: messenger RNA, 1850 nt
Organism: Zingiber officinale
Lineage: Eukaryota; Viridiplantae; Streptophyta; Magnoliopsida; Zingiberales; Zingiberaceae
Product: MLO-like protein 1
Exons: 14
Coding region: 261-1733 (490 amino acids)
Biological process (GO): defense response
Cellular component (GO): membrane
Source: RefSeq, a predicted model, not a curated record